Molecule: messenger RNA, 1674 nt
Organism: Thlaspi arvense
Lineage: Eukaryota; Viridiplantae; Streptophyta; Magnoliopsida; Brassicales; Brassicaceae
Source: the annotation of a GenBank genome assembly
AUGAAAAUAGGAUUAGUUUUACGGAUUUUCUUCUUCUUCUUCUCUACCCUUCUUCUUGUCUCCUCGGGUUUAAACUCUGAUGGAGUUCUCUUGAUGACUUUCAAAUAUUCUGUUCUUCUUGAUCCUCUGUCUUUACUGCAGUCAUGGAGUUACGACCACGACAAUCCCUGUUCGUGGCGAGGCGUGUUGUGUAAUAACGAUUUCAGAGUUGUGACUUUGUCUCUCCCAAACUCUAAGCUCGUUGGCUCGAUUCCUCCCGAUCUGGGUUUCCUCCAAAACCUCCAAAGUCUCGAUCUUUCCAACAAUUUGCUAAAUGGGUCUUUACCGGCUGAGUUUUUCGCCGCCGGUAAGCUCCAGUUUUUAGACCUCUCAAACAACUUGUUCUCCGGCGAGAUCCCACCGACGAUCGGUGAUAUGCACAAUCUCCAGACGUUAAAUCUCUCCGAUAAUAUCUUGGCGGGAAAGUUACCGGCCAAUUUGGUGUCUCUUGGAAGCUUAACGGAGGUUUGUCUGAAGAACAACUACUUAUCCGGCGAACUUCCCGGCGGAUGGAGAUCCGUUCAGUUUCUAGACAUCUCUUCAAAUCUGAUCAACGGUUCACUUCCACCGGAUUUCUCCGGCGACAAUCUCCGGUACUUGAAUGUCUCGUAUAACCAGAUCUCUGGCGAGAUUCCUCCCGAUGUCGGUGCCGGUUUCACUCGAACCGCCACCGUCGAUUUCUCCUUCAACAAUCUAACCGGUUCAAUCCCAGAUUCUCCGGUUUUCCUUAACCAGAAAUCAAUUUCGUUUUCUGGAAACCCGGGUUUAUGCGGAGCUCCGACCCGAAACCCGUGUCCUAUUCCUUCCUCUCCAGCCACCGUCUCCGGCGCUGCCACGCCGACUUCUACGCCUGCCCUCGCAGCUAUACCGAAAACAAUCGGUUCAAAUUCAGAAACCGACCCGAACGGACCGGCUGACAACAACCAAAAUCCCAAAACCGGGUUAAGAUCCGGAGUUAUAAUCGGAAUCGUCGUCGGAGAUGUCGCCGGGAUCGGGAUCCUUGCUUUAAUAUUCUUCUACCUUUACAGAUACAAGAAUAAGAAAAGCCUGGAGAAGAACACACAAAGUUUAGAAGCCAACGAGGUUAAAGACACAACUUCAUUAUCACCAUCAUCAUCAACUACAUCUUCUUCCUCUCCAGAACAAUCCAAUAGAUUCGGUAAAUGGUCUUGUCUCCGUAAAACCCAAGAAAUCGAUGAAACCGAAGAAGAGGAAGAAGAAGAAGAAGGAAAUCAAGGGGGAGGAGAAAACAAAAAAGGGACAUUGGUCACCAUUGAUGGAGGAGAGAAGGAGCUUGAAGUAGAAACUCUGCUUAAAGCUUCAGCUUACAUUUUAGGAGCCACCGGUUCGAGUAUAAUGUACAAAACGGUUCUCGAGGACGGUACGGUUCUCGCGGUUCGUCGGUUAGGUGAGAACGGUUUGAGUCAACAACGCCGGUUUAAGGACUUUGAAGCACAUAUUCGAGCUAUCGGCAAGUUGGUUCACCCGAAUUUGGUUCGUCUCCGUGGAUUCUACUGGGGCACCGACGAAAAACUGGUCAUUUACGAUUUUGUCCCUAACGGCAGCCUCGUCAACGCCCGUUACAGUAAGUCAUCAUCAUCUCACUUUUCUUUCAAUCUCUUUCUCGCUUUAUGA